Molecule: messenger RNA, 303 nt
Organism: Protopolystoma xenopodis
Lineage: Eukaryota; Metazoa; Platyhelminthes; Monogenea; Polystomatidea; Polystomatidae
Source: the annotation of a GenBank genome assembly
GUACGCGCCAUUGGCCACAGUGUGGAGCCUCCAGUUCGUGUUGUUGCCUGUCAGCCGGCACAACAUCCACAAACUCGUCUCGUUUUCAUCCGCCAUCUCGUCCGUCCUUUCACGGCAAAUCAACUAUCGCAAAUGAUUCGCAGUCAGUUUUACUGUCCAUCUGAAGAAACUACUGGCGGAGAACGCAUGGAUUCCUCUGAAUCGGUAUUUCCGGAAUCUGAAGAGGCGGUUAAAUCGGCUUCAGGAAAUGUAGUUGAGGAACUCUGGCUUGAUCGAGUCAAGUCGACUGCUAUUGUUAUUUGA